This is a messenger RNA of Paramecium sonneborni, 306 nucleotides long. The record is from the annotation of a GenBank genome assembly. NCBI's taxonomy places the organism in Eukaryota, Ciliophora, Oligohymenophorea, Peniculida, Parameciidae.
AAAAAAAGUAUGGUCAAUAAAAUAGUUAAAAAUAGAUAUUUGUUAUAGUAUGAUUAGAUUCCAUAAUAUAGUUUACUUUACUGAGAAUUUGAUUUAAUUAGAAAGAUCGUCAUGUAUGGAAUGAAUUAAAGAAUAAGGAAAUAUGACAAUAACAACAUAUUUAAAUUGAGGUAUAAAACUGAUAUUCAUAUAAGAAGGGAUGCUUUGAUAUACUAAUUUGAAAGUAUUAUGAAUGGUUUUAUUAGAAAAGAAAUAAGAAUUAAGUUGAAAGUAAUACAUUUAAAUAGAAAUAAAGUGUUAAAGUAU